AUGUGUAGUUUGUCGCCGAGUCUGUUGUUACCGACAAAGCUGAAACCAGCUAAUUCGGACAACCGGAACAGCUCACUCUUUCUCGCCAAUAGAAGAUCCAAGACCAAGAGGAAGAAUCAAUCAGUUGUUCCCAUGGCAAGAUUGUUUGGACCGGCGAUUUUCGAAUCAUCCAAGUUGAAAGUAUUGUUUUUAGGAGUUGAUGAGAAGAAGCAUCCAUUAACACUUCCAAGAACUUAUACGCUCACUCAUAGUGACAUCACAGCUAAAUUAACUUUAGCUAUUUCAAACUCCAUUAACAACUCUCAGCUGCAAGGAUGGGCAAAUAGGCUAUACCGAGAUGAAGUGGUAGCAGAAUGGAAGAAAGUGAAAGGGAACAUGUCGCUUCACGUCCACUGUCACAUAAGCGGUGGCCAUUUCCUUUUAGAUCUAUUCGCAAAGUUUAGAUACUACAUCUUCUGCAAAGAACUACCAGUGGUGUUGAAGGCUAUUGUUCAUGGAGAUGUGAACUUGUUGAACCACCAUCCUGAGUUACAAGAAGCUCUUGUUUAUGUCUACUUCCAUUCCAAUGUCAAUGAGUUCGACAGAGUCGAGUGUUGGGGUCCGCUUUGGGAAGCUACUUCCCCUGAUGGUCACAGGACUCAAACUCUUCCUGAGAAGCAGUGCGCGGAUGAAUGCAGCUGCUGUUUCCCACCUGUUAGCUCGAUUCCAUGGUCACAUAGUCUUAGUAACAAAGGUGUUGAUAGCUACUCUGCGACUCAAGGAGAGGGAAUGUCUACUCCUAGUCCAGAGAAACUCUAG
Messenger RNA from Eruca vesicaria subsp. sativa (arugula), 798 nucleotides. The record is from the annotation of a GenBank genome assembly. NCBI's taxonomy places the organism in Eukaryota, Viridiplantae, Streptophyta, Magnoliopsida, Brassicales, Brassicaceae.